CAUGUAGAGAGUUGUCAUUUGAUUCUUCCUCGUUUAUGGAAUCACAACAGCUGACAAUAGAGGGAAAUUUUGUAUAUAUCUGGAAAAUAUGCGGCUUCCAUGGAAUUUAGUAUCAUCAUUUUUUCGCAAAGUUCUUCAACAAGAUACAAGCACCAAAUCAACAUCUAAAAUAAUGGCUGAGGUAACUGGUAUAAGCAAUUCUGAAGCCCAUGAAUUAUGCAAGGUAGCAGAUCCUUCAACAAAGGAUUUUAUAUUCCAACAAACAAUGUAUCGGAUCAAGGAUCCCCGAAAAUCUUUGCCAUUUUACACGGAAGUUCUUGGUAUGACUUUGCUUCAAAAACUAGACUUUCCUGAGGCAAAGUUUACCUUAUAUUUCAUGGGAUAUGAAGACCCUUCAGAAGUGCCUACUGAUAACAAAAAAAAAACUCUAUGGGCAAUGAGUCGAAAAGCUACUUUGGAACUAACGCACAACUGGGGAACAGAAAGUGAUCCUGAUAUAAAAUAUAAAGGAAGUGCUGAACCUAGAGGUUAUGGAAAUAUUGCUUUGAGUGUUCCAGAUGUUUAUGCUGCUUGCAAAAGAUUUGAAGAACAUGGCGUUGAGUUUUCAAAGAAACCCGAAGAAGGUCGCAUGAAGGGCCUUGCUUUCAUUAAAGAUCCUGAUGGUUAUAAAAUUGAGAUUUUCAAUCCAAACCAUUAAUAAUGUAUCAGAAAAUGAUUAUUUUUGGCAUUAAAUUCUUGUUUGUUGAAAAAAUUAAUGUAUAUUUGUUUGAUAAAGAAAACAGUCUAAAAUAAAAAAGUGCUCUUUAUAAAA
Molecule: messenger RNA, 811 nt
Organism: Episyrphus balteatus (marmalade hoverfly)
Lineage: Eukaryota; Metazoa; Arthropoda; Insecta; Diptera; Syrphidae
Product: lactoylglutathione lyase-like
Exons: 6
Coding region: 89-697 (202 amino acids)
Molecular function (GO): lactoylglutathione lyase activity; metal ion binding
Source: RefSeq, a predicted model, not a curated record